Zalophus californianus (California sea lion) is the source of this 6743-nucleotide messenger RNA. Its product is annotated as KIAA0825 ortholog. The record is from RefSeq and is a predicted model, not a curated record. The coding region runs from base 515 to 4588 and encodes 1357 amino acids. The transcript has 24 exons. Lineage: Eukaryota; Metazoa; Chordata; Mammalia; Carnivora; Otariidae.
GUUUCCUAGAUAAUGAAGGAUUCAGGAGAAUUUGGGAGGGACGUCUGAGGUAACCACAAUAGUUUUAAAGAGAAAAUUGCUUCGGACGGAGGAAUAAUGUGAGAAAAUGUGUUCUUUGAAACGAAGAUUUGAACGAUGUAGGGAACCGUGGCUCCUUCUCUCUCGUGUAAUGCAGUUUCCUCAGGUGUAUUUUGUAUAUGUUGGGGGGGAAAAAAACCUCAGCAGAGGAUAAUAAGAAAGGGCAGCUCUUCUACUGACCACCUGGAAGGAAAUAAUUUUCCACUUAUUUGGAAUUGGAAGACCAGCUCAUUCUUAGAGUCUUUGGAAACAAAAUUAGUUUUCUAGUACCCCACCACUCAUUAAAGGAGCAACCAGGAGCAUUCUGCAGGGAAAGAGCCAAAGGAGAAGGACGAGGGAAACGUGACUCAAAGCAAACCAGCAAUACAACAAAUAAUGCAAAGAAUAUAAAAAAUACAAAGAAUAAUGGGUCAGGGAUACAUGGUGUCUGUGAAGAAUGGAUUGUGGAGAUGAAUAUUCCCAUAAUUCUUUUGACCUACAUUGUCUGUUAAAUUCGUUUCCUGGAGACUUGGAAUUUAAGCAGAUCUUCAGUGACAUUGAUGAAAAGUUAGAACAAAAUGCUACAAGCAUAGAAUAUUGCAUUAAAGAAAUACAGUAUGAAGUUAACAAACAAUGUCCAGAUGUGCAGCUGCGAACAACAACUGACUGUCUUGAAUGGCUAGAUAACUAUAACUAUAACCCAUCCAAGUCAACGUCCAUUCCCCAUGGAGAUUUGAUAAAAUUCUUCAAAACACUGCAAGAUUUGUUGAAGAGUGAACUAAAUCAAGAAGAAAUGAUACUGGAUUUACUUUGGGACCUCUCCUGCCAGAGCAGCAUUUCAUUCCCAUCACUGCUAAGUGGAGCAUCUUUCCAUUUCCUCUCUAGGACUUCACUUCAUUCUGUCGAAGAUUAUUCCUCUAUGGAUGUAAAAUCUAUAUGGGAUAAUAUAAGACUACAUCUUCGACGCUUCUUAGUGAACAAAUUACAAAGCCAUAAUGAAAUAAGCAAUUCACAGCACAAGAUUUGGUUGAAAAAUCAGUGCAUACAAAAACUCUUGUUUCUUUAUCCAGAAUCAGAAGUUAUAAUCAAGUACCAAAGCAUACAGAAUAAACUGUUGGCUAAACUUCUGCAGAACUAUUUUCCUUCUUACAGCAGAGAAUCAAAUUUAGACAUCAUGGUUCAUGGGUACCAAAGUACAAUGCUUAAGUUAUACUCAAUGAUAAAAGAGGAUUUUAACAUACUACGUGAAAUUUUAGCUCCAACCUCGACAGUGAAAUUCAUUAAAGAAACUUACCUGGAUACUAUUACAGAAGAAAUGGCAAAAUUUCUUGAAAAUUUUUGUGAGCUGCAGUUCCAGGAAAGUGCUGUCCGUGUGAUUAAAACAAGCAAGAGCUCCAGCAGGCAUAGAGGAGCAGUGCAUGCUUUGGUAACUCCCGAAUGCCCACAGAAAGGAAGAAACUUUUUCCUCUCCUUUGAUAAACUCAAAUUCUUAUCGCAACUCAUGAAAUCCUUCUUGAAGCUGGAAAAAAAUGUUGAAGAAUUAUUGGAAGAAAUAUUUGUAUCACUCAAGACACCCAGAAAUAUUUCAGGAAUUUUGGAUCCAUCCAGUCAAGAAGUUGUAAUAGAGAAACCUAGAGCAAGUGAAACCGGAGUUCCUUCAGAGCAAUUGCUACCAGUGCAAGAGGCUAUUUCACUAGAUUUUGCUUGGCGAAGUGCAUUUAAAGAAGUGUCUCUUCCUAUGGCACAUUGUAUAACAACAGCAAUUGAAGAUUUUUCCACAAAAAUUCUCCAACAGGAACAGAAUGAAAGGUCUUUGGCUAUAACCUAUGCUAUGACCCUUGUAAAUGUGCAGCAAGUUUGGCAAGACAGUCAUGUGUUUCCUGAGGAGGAUCAACCAAAGAAAAUUGCAAAGUUUUGUUCUGACAUCAUGGAAAAACUUGACACAAUGCUUCCACUGGCUCUGGCAUGCAGAGAUGAUUCUUUCCAGGAAAUUAGAGCAAACUUUGUGGAGGCCUGUUGUAAAGUGGCAACAGCUGUCCUGGCGAGACUGCAAGAGAGAGGCAAGGAGUUUCCUGCCAAAGCACCCCUGACAAACUUACACACGUUGCUCUCCACAGCGGUCUAUGUCUUCCAGCAUUUUACGCAGUAUGAUGAUUUGAUGAAAGAAAAUACUAAGAAACCCGUAUUCCUGGUGCCUGUCCAAAGAUAUCAGGAAUUCAUCAACACUCUCCAGUUUCAGGUUACGGACUACUGCGUCAGAGUUUGUGCUACAAGCAUUUUACAGGAUUCUGAGAGCCACCACUGGGAUGACUACAAAGCUUUUUAUGAGGGGGAAAGAUGCUCCUUCUCACUCCAGAUGUGGCAUUAUUUCUUCUGUGCUCUUCAUCACGAUCUCUGGACCAUUCUGCCCCCUAAGUUAGCCCAGGUGAUCCUAACAGAAGUGCUGGAGAAAUCUUUGGGUCUACUGGCCUCCAGAUAUGCUCGGGCCCAUCCCAGUUACAAGCGAACGCCACAGAUCAGACUUGAUGUCACGACAAUUUUAAUAUGCACUGAGAACAUGUUAUGGUCAGUUUGUCCAUCUGUACAGAAGCUUUUGAAUCCUCAUGAGUAUAUAGAUGAUAAAAUUUUUAAAAUUCAUACCCAUUGUAAUAAUCUGUUCACAACAUUAGUCAUUUUGACGUCACCCUUAACUGAAUUGUAUCAGACUUUUCAGCAUGGCAUAGAUGAUUCUGCUUCAGAUUCCAUAAAACCAUUUCUCAAGCAACCGCUACAUUGGUUUUCUUGCAUAUCACAUUUCUACCCUUCUUUACUCAGUGUGUGGGGCACCUAUUCCUUUGCUUCUUUCAUGGAGAGUAAAGUGAUGUGUAGGUGGCAACUUUCUGAAGAGGACCAUGCUGGGAGGCAGACUCUAAAGCUGGCUUGUAUGCUUCCAAAGUUCUCGCCCCUGACAACUACACCUUCACCUGUCAAGAGGAGAGCAGAUGUUCAGAGUGAUAUUAACAGGGCUCCAUCAUCUGGACGACUGACAGCCGAGGGUCAAUUGAAACUGCUCUUAUCCCAGCCAGGUUGUAAUUGGAACCUGCUUCUGGAAACCCUACUGCACGACGAUGGUCUUUUACUGAGAAUCUUGCUGAAGAGCUCAAAACGUACCUUUCAAGAACAAGCUUCUGAUACAGACAAUAAUCUGAACCAAGGAUCCAGCUUGAUAGAAACCAUCUUUAAAGUAUUAUACCAUUGCAGUUUUUCUCCACAAACAUUUGGAAAUGUUUUUGUGAGCUACAUGGAAGAAGAACAAUUAUGGGACUCUCUAUAUAACAUCCCAGUCUCAACAUGCAUGGAGUCCGAGCUAGAGGUCAUCCGAUGCUUGAGAUUGGCACUGACCGACGCUGUCAAGGACAUCGUACAGCAGAUAAUAUUUGUGAUGAGCUCUGGGAGAAGCUGUGAGACCAACCUCAACAAGCACAGCAUUCCUGAAUGCUUGCGUGAGAGCAUUCCAAAGGAAUGGAAUUAUAUUCCCAAAAAAACUAAAAGGAAAGAAUCAAGCAAAGGCUUCACGAGGCUUGCUGCUCAGGCAGUAUCUAUUGUAAUCAGCAAGUUACCUACGGUGAUUGCAUGUUUGCCUCCCCCAAUUAAAUACUUCUUUUUUCUGUCUGAGAGAAAAAUGUCAAAAAACUUUGUUGAAUUGAAGAAAGCUAGCCUCCUUGUCUGGAACUUGAUUGUAAUUAUAUGUCGGAUAUUUGAGGAUGGAAACACUGUGGAACUUUUAACAGGUGCCUCCCUUGACAGAUGGAGUAAAGAGAAACUUGGUUUAAUCUGUGUGUGUUUGGAAAGCAUCAUGGGAAAGCAGACAAGUGGCCCUAAUCAAAUGACCCAGAAGGUCAUACAGAGCAUUGAGCAGAAAAAACCCAACUGGAUUGAGAGCCAGUUGUUGAAAGCAAGGAAUUUGAGCACCAAAUGUGCAUUUAUGACAAUAGAGAAAAGCACAGCCUUAGAAGAAGGAGAUAGUGCUCUUGAACUGACUGAGCAGAAAAUAAACAUGAUGGUCCUGGAUAUCUGCCACAAACCAGGUGGCGGCGAGUACCUGCGGCAAAUUUAUCACAUCAUGCGGCUCAAUGAGGAAUAUUUAAAAGAACAGCUGUUUUCUAUGAAUGGUUCAGAGGAAAAGCCAUUACCCAUCAGACCUUUAAAGACGACCUUGAGGAGUGUGGAAGAUCAGCCUUCUGCCUUUAACCCUUUCCAGGUGUACAAGGCGUUUAGUGAAAACAUGCUAGAUCAGUCAGCCAUCACAAAAUGGAACUGGAAUUGGUCAAACUUGCUGCCAGAUUAUCUGGGACUGGAUAAGAUGACCUUCAGCGUACUGCUCAAAAACAGGUCUCUUUCCACUGCCUGGUGCUGCCUUACAUUUUUUGAGGGUUGUGGAAUGCAGCAGAGUAACAACGUGUUUAUCUUUUAUUUUGGCUUGCUGGACACCUAUGGAGCUGAGUUAAGCCUGGAGCGCCAAAGUCAACGAACCACUCUGUACUUGGAGUAGAUCUUUGCUGCUGAGCAAAAGAAGGAAUUGGCGUCAUCUUGCUUUGUAUUUUCAAAAUAUUUUAAACACUGAAAGGCAGGGCUUUCCUUCUACGACCCAACACGGCGAUGUGGUAAAUCCGGUGAGGAGCGCACACUCUCCCUUCAGGAUUAUGGAUCCCAGGAGGGCAGUGGCUCUUAGACUACGGAAGACUGGGAGGACCCUGAGGAGUGGGGCUUUCAGGCUUUUGGAGGGUUGUGACCGUGGUGGAGCAGGAACAGAGUUCCCUUCCUUCCUGCUCCAGAGUUGUGGCUGUUGUAUGUGCCUGAGAAGUGAAACAGUAUUGUUUCUCCAGUCUUACUCCCUAAUGAAGACAUGGGGGAAAAGAAUAAAAAAAUUUUCCUGCUGUCUUUUCCCUUUCUCAUACCACUUGUUAUAAUGGGUCAGAAGGUGGAAGGUAAAUGAAAAGUGGUGCUCUCAAAAUGGCUUUUAAUAUAAAGAGGUCUGAAAGGAUGCAUAACCAAUUACUGAUUUUUAAGGCGGUGGUUCUUUUCAGGUGGGGUGGUUAGCUUCGGAGCUGAAGGGACACAUGGAAGAUAUUUUUUUGGCUUCUGCGUGAUGGGUAUGAAUUACCUUUGUAGUUUCAAAAACAAGAAAAGAUACUCUUUAAGAUGGCUUUAAUCGCUCUGAAAUAGUGUGAAGACAACAUACUUCCCCAACUCAAUAAAACAACGAAAGCUUUAUUGAGGAAGAAAUGGUAUAUCCUCUUCAUCAGAGCAUACUAUUUCUGUAUGACCAUCAGGACGGCCAGGCAGGGUGGGGUGCAUGCCUGGACCUCUCCGAUAUGUGCCCACCCUCCCAGAGAGCUUCAGGAGGCCACAGCUAUCCCUGUGAACUCUUGAGUCAGUUUGGAUGUGCUGUCUUCACUGUGGGUUUUUUGAAGAAAUAGACCAGAAUUGAGUCAAGGGGAGAAAUGUUUGCUUAUCAGUGAAGUUGAAAUGUUCUUUAGUAGUCCCCUGCACUUUUUCGUAUAGUAGGGUGUUGGUGGGAUGGGGGGCGGGGGAUAUUUUAGGAAAUACUACAUUUCAAUUUUGAUGAAAAAGUAAUAUUUCAAGUGAUUUAGUGGAAUAACCUAGAAUAAAACUUCUAAUAGCCCUGUCCUGUUUUGACCAUAAUAACAAAAUUAUUAUUUAGAAAGUAAUAGUGAAAGAAUAGAAAUUAGUAACUACUGACAUCUUAGGUUUAGCUUUUUUCUAUCUUUUGCUUUAAGCACCAACUAUUUUAUAUGUACAAUGUAAAGCCAUAUUUAACAAGGGAACACUCAAGUAUUAUGGACACUCACUACCUUUCGGAUUUAAUUUAACCUCACUGUCGGUUAUUUUGUGUGCUGAUGUUCUAAAGUCUGAGUAAGAUCUAUUUGCUUCAGGCAAGCCCAAGAUGUACAUAAGAUUUGCUUUGAUUUUAAUGUGUGUACAGUUCUAACUCAAAAUUAAAGAAUGUACCAUUGCCAGUUAGUUAAUAUCAAAUAGCUAAGUUCUGCAUUUUGACAUAUAACACAAUUUUGAAAAACAGAUACCAAAGAACUAAACAAUGUUAAAUUGUAGAGUUUAAGGAAUAGAAAAAUUUUGUUUGUUUUUAAUAACCCUCUUUAUAAUGUGGUUACAUAUUAUGUCGGAUUCUUGAAAGUGUCCAACUGUAGAGUGGUUUUCAUCGUUCUCUAAGGCCCACAUUGGGGGGAAAUAAUAGUUAAUAUAACUGGAAUUGUCUAAUCACAAAUAAAUUGUUUUAAAAGUCACUAGAAUUUAUAGCAUACAUCAAAGUAUUUGUUUCUGUUUUUUUUUCUUUUUUCAAAUAAAAUAGUAGAAUUUGAAAACUCCACCACUAUAAGAUGAUAGUGAUCUAUAAAACUUAUGUUUACCAUCCAUCCCUUUUUUUUCAUGCUCAGUAAUUAAAAAUGGCCAUGGGCAUUUUUUAUCCACUGAGAUUUACCAACUGCUAUAGCUUUCAACAUUUAUAGAAGGAUUUCUACACCUGCUUUUUUUUUUAUGAAAUAACCAAAUAUCAGAGCAGCUUGAAGUGUUUUCUUUAAAAAAAUAAUAAUAAGUUUACCUCUAGCCCUCUGGUUUUCAGCAGAUAGAAAGCGCUAUCAUUAGCCUACCAUCCGUUUUAAUUUGAA